AUGCCUUCAUCUACACAAAAUAUAGAUCAGCGAAGGGUCGUCGGCGUCGAGGCCGAAAUCGUCACAAAUGUCACCUCCACUGACUUUCCCGGGCACUGGCCGAAUGAGGACCACUCCUGGGACAUCAACAAGUUCAAGCAGUCCUUCAAAGUCGUCUUCCACAAGAACAGCCCACUCUUCGCCGAGUUCGACCUGAUUCACAUUGACGCCUCAAUCGCAAACACAUUCCGUCGGAUCCUGCUCGCAGAGGUGGCGACGCUAGCAAUUGAGACCGUCUAUGUAUCCAACAACACAAGCAUCAUCCAGGACGAGGUGCUGUCCCACAGGUUGGGCUUAAUACCCUUGACGGGCGACAAAGCGGCAUUACGAGCUAUGAAGUGGUACACCAAAGCCGCCCCCGGAGAAGCCGCCCGUUACCCCACCGACGAAGACACCAUCGUCCUCCACCUCCGCGCUGCCUGCGAACGCCUCCCCGGCGCCAAAAAAUCCGAAACCGACCCCGACAAGCUCUACAAGAACCACUCCGUGCACGCCCGCGACCUCAUCUUCGAGCCCGCCGGCAAACAAGUCCAGACCUUUGCGGCCAACCCCGUGCGCGCCGCAAACCCCGACAUCCUCAUCGCCAAGCUGAGGCCAGGCCAGGAGAUCGAUGUAACCAUGCACUGCGUCAAGGGCAUUGGGCAGGACCACGCCAAGUUCUCGCCUGUAGCGACGGCGUCAUAUCGAUUGCUGCCGCUGAUCAAGAUCAAGAAGCCGAUCCUGGGGCGGGCGGCGGAGAGGUUUGCCGCGUGUUUUCCGAAGGGGGUUAUUGCGUUUGAGGCGGAUCCGAACACGGGGGAGAAAAUGGCUGUGGUUGGGAAUGCAAGGAAUGAUACGGUGAGUAGGGAGGUGCUGAGACAUGAGGAGUUUAAGGGCUUUGUAGAAUUGGGGAGGGUUAGGGAUCACUUUAUCUUCUCUAUCGAGUCCUCGGGCCAAUUCGACGCGGACGAGCUGUUCCUGUCGGCAGUGGCCACGCUGAAGGCGAAGUGCACAUACCUUAAGCGCGACACGCACAGAAUGCUGAAGAAGCAGGCACUCGAUGCCCGCAGCGGGAGGGAUCAGAGUAGACUAAAGCGUGGUGACCGGGGCUGGAUGGAGUAA
This is a messenger RNA of Morchella importuna, 1140 nucleotides long. RefSeq lists its product as uncharacterized. Gene Ontology annotation, biological process: DNA-templated transcription. NCBI's taxonomy places the organism in Eukaryota, Fungi, Ascomycota, Pezizomycetes, Pezizales, Morchellaceae. Gene Ontology annotation, molecular function: protein dimerization activity; DNA binding. Gene Ontology annotation, cellular component: RNA polymerase III complex; RNA polymerase I complex. The transcript has 5 exons. The record is from RefSeq and is a predicted model, not a curated record. The coding region runs from base 1 to 1140 and encodes 379 amino acids.